AUAACCCAAGUUAUCGAUAACACAUUUUAAGUCUUUAGUUUUUGUCAUUCCUCAGCUCAUUGCAUGAUUGUUCUUACAAAAACAACCAAUACUUAGUCUUUCCCGGCUGUCAUUGUUGAUUCACGUAUAAUUUUUCAAGAAUUUCACAUGGGCAGCUAGAUUUAUGGGCUGUGUUCUCGGCACCGGAGAGGGCGCUCGCCGGAGAAGCUCUAAUAAUAAAAAUUCUGUUCCUGUUCAAGAAAAGACUAAUAAGAAGAAAAGUGGAGAAAACGGUGAAAAAUCUGGUUCUGCAUUGCAGGCGCCUGAGAAGCUUAGAUCGUUGUCCGAAUUCAGGGUGAAAACAUGCCGAGGGUGGCCGUUGUGGCUGAGUGAAGUCGCUGGUGAUGCUCUAAGAGAUUGGACUCCUCGCCGUGCUAAUAGUUUUCAGAAACUCGACAAGAUAGGACAAGGGACAUAUAGCAAUGUAUAUAAAGCAAAAGACUUGAUCACUGGGAAAAUAGUUGCAUUGAAGAAGGUGAGGUUUGAUAAUUUGGAUCCAGAGAGCAUUAAGUUUAUGGCCAGAGAGAUUCUUGUUCUGAAGAAGCUGGAUCAUCCCAAUGUAAUUAAGCUGGAAGGUUUGGUCACUUCAAGAAUGUCCAGUAGUCUUUAUCUUGUUUUCGAGUACUUGGAUCAUGAUCUAGCUGGACUUGCUGCAAUCCAAGAUAUCAAAUUUUCCGAACCACAGGUGAAGUGCUUCAUGAAGCAAUUGCUGUCUGGGCUUGAGCAUUGUCACAGCAAUGGUGUGCUGCAUCGUGAUAUAAAGUGCUCCAAUUUACUUAUAGACAGCCAAGGAAAUUUAAAAAUUGCUGAUUUUGGUUUAGCUACUUUCUAUGAUCCUGCCAAAAAACGGCCUAUGACUAGUCGUGUUGUCACACUUUGGUACCGCCCUCCAGAGCUUCUUCUCGGUGCCACUCACUAUGGUAUAGGUGUAGACCUCUGGAGUGCUGGCUGCAUUCUCGGGGAGCUGCUUGCUGGGAAACCAAUAAUGCCGGGACGGACGGAGGUGGAGCAAUUACACAAAAUCUUCAAGUUAUGUGGUUCGCCAUCUGAGGACUAUUGGAAGAAAUCACGGUUGCCAAAGGCAACGCUUUUUAAGCCACAAAACCCGUACAAGCGUUGUACAACAGAAACCUUCAAGGAUUUUCCACCCUCUUCUCUCCCUUUAAUAGAAACUCUCUUGGCCAUUGACCCUGGCGAGCGUGCCUCUGCUAGUGCAGCUUUGAACAGUCAAUUUUUCUCUACUGAACCUUAUGCUUGUGAACCGUCAUCCCUACCAAAACAUCCUCCAAGCAAAGAAUUGGAUAUGAAGCGAAGAGAGGAAGAGGCUAAAAGGCAAAGAGGUUCAAGUGACAAAGCUGAGGCUGUUGAUGAGAAUACUAAGGCUGUACCUGCCCCCGAAGCCAACGCAGAACUUGAAACAAGCUUAGAUAGGUGGAGAGUGGUGACACAAGCUAUCGGUAAAAGUAAAAGUGAAAAAUUCCCACCUCCACGCCAGGAUGCAGAAGCAGGAAAUCCUGUUGAUAAAUCACAUAAUUUUCCAGUCUCAUUUGGUGCUGCUGGUUCUUCAUUUAGAUCCACGAUAUACGAUCCAAAGUCAUCACGUUCUGUCAAAGAUACGGGAACUAUGAGAGUGAAAAACAAGAAAGACCACUACCCCAGAAGAGCCCCAUCUAGAAGGUUUCUUCGUACAUUUAUUCCAUCAUCGGUUAACAUAUCAAGGGAUCUUAGAUACAAAAAUUGACAAUGUGUUUAGAAGGUUCUCCAUUAGUUAUUAUCUUGGUGAAUUUUUGUUAUAAAUUUUCAGUGAUUCCUUGUACAAAUUUGCCAUAGUUGUUGUAUGACUCGCAAAAGAAGUUGAAGGUAAUCUGUAAGUAUGACUCGCAAAAGAAGUUGAAGGUAAUCUGUAAUUGUAUGAUCUACUAUUUGCUAUA
Daucus carota subsp. sativus is the source of this 1970-nucleotide messenger RNA. Its product is annotated as probable serine/threonine-protein kinase At1g54610. Gene Ontology annotation, cellular component: nucleus; cyclin-dependent protein kinase holoenzyme complex. Gene Ontology annotation, molecular function: RNA polymerase II CTD heptapeptide repeat kinase activity; ATP binding. Lineage: Eukaryota; Viridiplantae; Streptophyta; Magnoliopsida; Apiales; Apiaceae. The coding region runs from base 164 to 1780 and encodes 538 amino acids. Gene Ontology annotation, biological process: positive regulation of transcription elongation by RNA polymerase II; protein phosphorylation. The record is from RefSeq and is a predicted model, not a curated record. The transcript is spliced from 7 exons.